AUGUCCGCAAGGCACGGCCGCGAUGACUACUACUGGUCCGACACAGAACAAACACACAGGAUGCGGACUCGUGAGAUGCUGAAAGCGCAUGGACCAGAAAUCAAGAAACUCUAUGGGCCUGAUCCGUGGCUGCCACGCAUCCUGACGCCGCUUGUUCUUCUUCAGAUAUAUCUCGGGUACCGUGCGAAGGACAUGGGGUGGCCCACUCUUCUCCUCGUCGCGUAUUUUGUGGGUGGCACAAUCACACAUAACUGCUUCUUGGGGAUUCACGAGGUCACACAUAACCUGUGCUUCGCCACACCGUUCUACAACGACCUGUAUGCACUGUUCGCGAAUCUGGUGGUGCCCGUGCCGUAUGCGAUGGUAUUCAAGACGUACCACGCUGAGCAUCACCGCUACUUGGGCUGGGACGGCAUCGACACCGAUGUGCCCACACAGUUUGAGGGACGGUACCUAUCAAACUAUGCUGGCAAGUUUUUAUUUCUCACGUUUCAGGUGCUGUUCUACGCUUUCCGACCCACUGUUGUGCGGACAAUUAAGUUUGAGAAGAUGCAUGUGAUUAAUUACAUUCUUCAGCUGACCUUUAAUCUGCUUGUAUACUACUUCUGGGGCUGGUGGCCACUGUUAUACUUCUUCCUCUCUAUUUUCCUAGGCACCAGUUGGCACCCACUCGCUGGCCACUUCAUUUCAGAGCAUUUUGUGUUUGUAGGGAAUGGUGAGCAAGAGACCUUCUCGUACUACGGCCCGCUAAACUGGGUAAUGUGGAAUGUCGGUUAUCAUGUUGAGCACCACGACUUUCCGAACAUACCAUGGACGCGAAUUACACAGCUGAGAAAGAUUGCACCGGAGUUCUACGUUGACCUGCACCGUACCAAGUCGUGCCCCGGGACUUUGUUUGACUUUCUACUACAGCCGAACGUCAACCUCUACAGCCGCGUUAUGCGCGAGCGCGGUGCUGCCAAGCGCGAGAAGCUGUUGCCAACAUCGACGGGUUGUAUGAAGUCGGUGGAACCACACCAAGGUUCGUGCUCGUAG
Messenger RNA from Leishmania braziliensis MHOM/BR/75/M2904, 1035 nucleotides. Its product is annotated as fatty acid desaturase. Gene Ontology annotation, cellular component: membrane. The coding region runs from base 1 to 1035 and encodes 344 amino acids. NCBI's taxonomy places the organism in Eukaryota, Euglenozoa, Kinetoplastea, Trypanosomatida, Trypanosomatidae. Gene Ontology annotation, biological process: ceramide biosynthetic process. The record is from RefSeq and is a predicted model, not a curated record. Gene Ontology annotation, molecular function: sphingolipid delta-4 desaturase activity. The transcript has a single exon.